This is a messenger RNA of Penicillium subrubescens, 753 nucleotides long. RefSeq names its product acetate uptake transporter family protein. The record is from RefSeq and is a predicted model, not a curated record. Gene Ontology annotation, molecular function: acetate transmembrane transporter activity. Gene Ontology annotation, cellular component: plasma membrane. Lineage: Eukaryota; Fungi; Ascomycota; Eurotiomycetes; Eurotiales; Aspergillaceae. The coding region runs from base 1 to 753 and encodes 250 amino acids. The transcript has 2 exons.
AUGUCCGAACCACAAAGCUCAGCUGCUGCUCCUCAGGGUGCUCCAGAGACAGCGACCUGGGAUCCAGCUGUUGAAAAAGGAGAAAACGGCACCACCCCUGUUGCCGCCCGGCGGCAUCAACAGACAGUCUCUCAAGUUGCAGCUCCUGUCUUUACCAAAUUGGGUAACCCUGGUCCCUUGGGGUUGCUUGCUUUCGCAAUUACGACGUUCGUAGUUGGUCUCCUCGAGUGUGAAGGCAAUGUUGGCCCCAACCAAGCCUCCUUCGGAAUCGUGGUUUUCAUGGGUGGAACUGCCCAGAUCCUUGCAGGUAUCAUGCAAUUCCGUGUCGGUAACACUUUUGGUACGACCGUUCACUGUGCCUAUGGUGCAUUCUGGUUGAGUUUCGGCAUGUUCAUGCUGCCGUACCUCGGUAUUGAGGCUGCUUACAAGGGUGAUAAGAGAGCUUACUCUUUCGCCCUCGGGAUUUAUCUGAUCAUGUGGUGUUUCUUGACAGUGUUAUUCUUUAUCGCUGCCCUUCGGACUAACAUUGCAAUUCUUUGUGUCUUCUUCUUCCUAAUCAUGGCGUUCCUCUUCCUCAGCCUUGCCAACUUUACUUCUACGGAGCAUGCCACUGCUAGCAGGAAUCUGAAUAAGGCAGGCGGGGCAUUUGCAUGUGUUUGUGCUUUCUGUGCUUUCUAUGCUGGUGCGUCGGGCCUCAUGGUGCCUGAAACUACUUGGGUGCGGUUCCCGCUGGGUGAGAUCGAUAACUUUUAG